This is a messenger RNA of Nerophis lumbriciformis (worm pipefish), 663 nucleotides long. NCBI's taxonomy places the organism in Eukaryota, Metazoa, Chordata, Actinopteri, Syngnathiformes, Syngnathidae. The record is from RefSeq and is a predicted model, not a curated record.
AUGGAUUUCCUAUUUGGGAAGAGAAAGACCCCGGAGGAGAUGCUGAGGCAGAACCAGAGAGCGCUAAACCGAGCCAUGAGAGAGCUGGACAGAGAGCGAAAUAAACUGGAGCAGCAAGAGAAGAAGAUCAUCGCUGACAUCAAGAAAAUGGCCAAACAGGGACAAAUGGACGCCGUCAAGAUCAUGGCCAAAGACUUGGUGCGCACGAGACGCUACGUGAAGAAGUUCAUCAUGAUGAAGGCCAACAUUCAAGCCGUCAGUCUGAAGAUACAAACCCUCAAAUCCAACAACAGCAUGGCGCAGGCCAUGAAGGGCGUUACCAAAGCCAUGGCCACCAUGAACAGACAGCUCAAACUGCCUCAAAUCCAGAAGAUCAUGAUGGAGUUUGAACGACAGAGUGAGAUCAUGGACAUGAAGGAGGAGAUGAUGAACGACGCUAUCGAUGACGCCAUGGGGGAUGAGGAUGAUGAGGAAGAGAGCGACUCCAUCGUUUCCCAAGUCCUGGAUGAACUGGGUCUCAACCUCAGCGACGAACUAUCAAAUCUCCCAUCAACUGGUGGAAGCCUCUCGGUGGCGGGCAAGAAGCAAAACGAACCUCAAGCGGCUCUGGCUGACGCAGACGCCGACCUGGAGGAACGACUCAAUAACCUGCGCAAAGACUGA